Molecule: messenger RNA, 769 nt
Organism: Eruca vesicaria subsp. sativa (arugula)
Lineage: Eukaryota; Viridiplantae; Streptophyta; Magnoliopsida; Brassicales; Brassicaceae
Source: the annotation of a GenBank genome assembly
CUUGUUCAUCUUCUCUCUCUCUCUCUUCAUAAAUUUGCAUUAUAAAAACACAUCCACUUUGCUCCUCCCUCUUCAAAACAACCUUCUUCGCCUUCUCCACUCUUUUUCUCUCUGACACAUCAACUACUCUUAUCCUUACUACAUUCCCUUCUCUCUCUCUAUCUACACACACACAAACAAAGACACUUACUAAACAAGAUGUCGAGCAGAAGAUCAUCACGUUCACGACAGUCAGGAAGCUCAAGAAUCUCUGACGAUCAGAUUUCCGAUCUUGUUACUAAGCUCCAACACCUCAUCCCUGAGCUCCGCCGCCGCCGUUCUGACAAGGUGUCAGCAUCUAAGGUACUACAAGAGACUUGCAACUACAUCAGGAACUUACACAGAGAGGUUGAUGAUCUCAGUGACCGUUUGUCUGAACUCUUGGCUUCAACGGACGACGACAGCGCCGAGGCAGCCAUCAUUAGGAGCUUGCUUAAUUAUUAAAAUUCUCAUUAAUUAAUCUGAGAACUAUAAAUCAUCAAUCUCCACCACGAAAAAUUAUCUUAUUAUGAUUAUGAGUAUUUGCUUCCUUCUACUUCAAAUAUUAUGAUAUAGCUAGCUAGGGUUUCGGGUCAUUGUUAGGCCAACUCAUAUAUUAUAUAAUAUAUGUUUAUGUAUGUAUGCAUCUUAAUUGUAUGUGAGGGUCCAGACCUGGCUGCAUAGCCUGUGUAUUAUCAUGAGAUCCUCUCUAAUAUUAUGAUUAAUGACACAGUCCGUUUCUUUAAUACUA